UUCGCCUGGCUGCGCUCCCGGCUGCAGUCGGCCGUAGACAGGAACGUCACAGUCUGGAUCAUGGGGCACAUCCCGCCGGGCAUCGAGACCUACGGAUACAGCGAGCUCUGGCGUCCGGCUUACGUCGAGAAGUACCUCCCGAAGAAAAACAAACGCCAUGGACAAAAACUUUUGGCGCUCCGCGCGGCUUCCUUGCCGCGCGGAGCCAGGAAACCUGCGCGGAGAGCCAAAAGUUUAUGCUCGUGGCGCUGUUUCUUCUUCUGACCUCGCCAUCGUGCAGGACCCAACGCUCGGGCCCGCCGUGGCAGCGCAGCUCUUCGGGCACGUGCACAAGGAGGAGUUCCGACUGCUCCCCAAUGCGCCCCGAGGGGCUGGCCCCGUGCUCCUCACGUCGGCCCUCAGCCCCAUCUACCAGACCAACCCGCAGUUCCGCGCGUUCGAGUACGACCCGGCCACCGGCAGGCCAGUGAGCUACAACGAGACCUACGCCGAGCUCCGCGAGGGCACCCAGGAGCCGCUGUGGAGCUUCGGGUACGAUCUCGUCGACGCCUACCCGGUGCUUCGGCAGGGUGUCCGGGAGAGCGGGUUCCUGCUGAUGGACCACUUCGCACAGCUCGCCGAGAGACUGGGGGCCGGUCUGGAGGAGUGGGACACCUAUGCGGGCUGGUACGCGACGCAGCGGGCAAACGACCUCCAAGGCUGUGGCGUGGCGACGAGGCCCCAGGGCGGGGCGGCCGGGCUCAACGAGACGCAGAAGCUCGCGUGCCGCAAGAAGUACAUCUGCGCCCUGACGGUCCGCACGCAGGCUCAGUUCAACGACUGCGAGGGCGCCUCGGCUUGGGAGCAGGAGGGUCAGCGGCUGUCCUCGAGGCUUCUGCCGCACAGUCCGCACCUGUACUACCCGACGCUGCACCACCAGUGGCUCGCGGAGCAGCGCGACGAGAAGGAGUCCGUGCGCGAGCUGCGAGGCGCGCUGGCCGACGGCAGGAUCAGCGACGUGGAGAGCUGCACGGGGAGGCUCCAGAGGUCGCAGCCAUCGUAGACGGUGAUCGGGUUCUGCCACACGGGUGCCCCCUUUAGAUCUCGCAGCCAUCGUAGAUUGAGUUGGCGGAGAUGUUUCAGAGGACGUUGGGUCGAGAGCCGCCCCUGCCAAACCGCUUACAGUGGUUUGGCAGGGUCAUCGAUUGACGGUGGCCUCUGCGCUUGUUUCGGACAUGAGAACGUAUGCCUUUGGACCCGUCAGCUGCAUCAACCUUUGGCUGGCAGUUCCUUGGUUUUCUUAGUGUUAUGACGUGCACCCCCAGCCUCGCCGCCAGCUGCAGGAGGCUCUGGCAGGCAGCUUUUUAUUGCGAAGGCCUUACAGCCGGUGCCGCCGACCCUGGAGGCCCGGGCUCUCGACGGGAAUGGGUGCGCUGUGGAUGUUUCUUCGUUUGCUUUGUGUUAUGACGUGAGCCCCUAGCCUCGUCGUCAGCUGCAGGAGCCCCUGGCAGGCAGCUUUUUAUUUGUAGAUCGGACAAUGGAUGUGUACACAUCAUUCGCGGUACUGUCGCAUCCUCACAGACGACGCUCUCCCUGCCGACAUUCACUCGAACAGUGACAUGUUGAGGUUGAACGGCACCUUGUGGGGGGGCGUUUUGGCGGGAUCCCGAGA
This is a messenger RNA of Prorocentrum cordatum, 1651 nucleotides long. NCBI's taxonomy places the organism in Eukaryota, Dinophyceae, Prorocentrales, Prorocentraceae. The record is from the annotation of a GenBank genome assembly.